Messenger RNA from Haemonchus placei, 411 nucleotides. The record is from the annotation of a GenBank genome assembly. NCBI's taxonomy places the organism in Eukaryota, Metazoa, Nematoda, Chromadorea, Rhabditida, Trichostrongylidae.
AUGGCGAUCAGCUGGUUGCAUGCUGAACGUGUGGCUCCUGGCGCGAAUAUUGCAUCUGUAUCGCCUCGACACUCGUCUGAUACAUCAUCGGUCGAUGGGCGUGACACCCGGGCGAUCCGAUAUAACCCUGAUACUGACCAAUGGAUAUCUGAUGUCGCUCCCUGUCCCACUGGCCGUUACUCGUUCGGUGUGGCUGCUCUUGACGACCAUCUUUAUGUAGUGGGCGGCUUCGAGAAUCGCAGUGGUCCAGGUCUUGACCUUGUUGAGUGUUAUGACGUUCAACGAAAUGAAUGGACCUCGGUGGCACCUAUGAGUUCAUGUCGAGCCAGCCUUUCUGUUUCCGUGUUAGAUGGUUGCCUCUAUGCAGUUGGAGGGUUCAAUGAAAGCGCUCUGAAUGCUGUAGAGAGGUGA